AUGCUUCCAUCAAAUUUAUGUCAAUUAAAUACUUUCAACUAUUCUGGAAAAGAAUUUUGUAAGCUUUCGCCCGUAGUGUCUCUACAUGCUGUUCAUGCUAUUUUCGACAGCGAUGCUGUCAUCUUCAGAACGAUUCGAUCUACACUGAAGCAAUUGUUCAGUGUUCGUCAAUUGUUAAGUGCGAACUUAAAAAGACGACAGCAGAAAUGUUCACGCUUUGCUCCUGUGAUGGAUUGGAAUCAAAGGAAAAAGUGGGUCAUUGCUUUGAACAAGUCCAAAGCUCCACCUUUAAGGAAAACUUCACUCACUAUAUUUAAAGUCACUUAA
This is a messenger RNA of Clunio marinus, 327 nucleotides long. NCBI's taxonomy places the organism in Eukaryota, Metazoa, Arthropoda, Insecta, Diptera, Chironomidae. The record is from the annotation of a GenBank genome assembly.